Messenger RNA from Pungitius pungitius (ninespine stickleback), 2801 nucleotides. RefSeq names its product seipin-like. The coding region runs from base 328 to 1563 and encodes 411 amino acids. The transcript has a single exon. Gene Ontology annotation, cellular component: endoplasmic reticulum membrane. Gene Ontology annotation, biological process: lipid storage; lipid droplet organization. Lineage: Eukaryota; Metazoa; Chordata; Actinopteri; Perciformes; Gasterosteidae. The record is from RefSeq and is a predicted model, not a curated record.
AUUCCUAGUUUGCCGAUAACCUUUAAAGAAGUCGAAGAAAGGAGGAGGGAGGAGGAGAAGAAGAAGAAGGAAAACAAGCUUAGACGGUGAAGUCAGGUAGACACCAUCCCCGUCUAACCUUUAGGAGUAAAUAUUUUGAUUUUUUUUUCGAGUAGGCUUAAAACACGUUAGCUAGUGAGCCGACCUGGCCGCAGCUACCGUUAGCAUAAGCACGAGCUAAGCCCUCUGCUAGCUGGCGGAUCUAUAAUGUAGCUCUCUGAUCAGAUCAUUAGGCAUGGGAGGGCGAAGAUAAGCGAUCACACAGUUUUGGAGGGGCACCGCCCACCGAUGUAUGACCACAGGGAUCCACCACCGGGGCCGCAGUCUCAGGGAGCCGAAGGAGGAACACCCGACCAAACCAGGACCAGAAGAAAGUCCGGAUCGGACACCAUCAUAAGUACGAUGGGAGCGGUCCUCCACUGGGUCCACGAUGUGGCAUCUGUCACUCUCCUGAAAGCACGGCGGACUCUACUGCAGGCCGCCAUCCUGUUCUGUGUCCUGUUACUGCUGCUCUGGGUGUCCAUCUUUCUCUAUGGAAGCUUCUAUUACUCCUACAUGCCCACCGUGAGCUUCUCCACCCCUGUGCACUUCUUCUACACCUCCGACUGCGACGCCUCUGAGUCGGUCCUGUGCUCAUUCCCCACGGCCAACAUCUCCUUCAUCAAGAAUGAGAGGGACCAAGUGAUGGCGUACGGUCAGCCGUAUCGGGUCUCGUUGGAGCUGGAGAUGCCAGAGUCCCCGGUGAAUGAAAAACUGGGUAUGUUCAUGGUCAAGAUGUCUUGUUACACCAAGGGUGGCAAGACCGUCUCAUCGGUGGGCCGAUCCACAAUGCUGCAUUACCGCUCCAGCCUCCUGCAGAGCCUGAGCACGUUGCUCUUCUCUCCUUUCUUUGUGACUGGGAUGGCCGAACAGAAGCAGCUCAUUGAGGUUGAGCUCUUCUCAGAGUACAAGACGAAUGCCUUCCAACCCUCCAUCGGUGCGGUCAUCGAGAUCAUGUCCAAACGAGUGCAGAUCUACUCCUCUCAACUGCGUAUCCACGCCUACUUCACCGGCGUGCGAUAUGUCCUGUACAACUUCCCCCUGACGUCUGCAGUGAUCGGUGUCGCCACCAACUUCGCCUUCCUCAGCGCCAUCGUGCUGUUCGGCUACCUGCAGUUCGUGUGGGGCGGGCUCUUGCCUCCAGAACAAGUGCGGGUGAGGGUCAUGAUGGGGGACAACACCCGCAUCCAGCAGAGGAGAGAGGACGCUCGGAAGCGCAUGGAGAAGGAAAACUCGCAGAAGGACCUUGGCGCUCCUCAAGUGAUCGGCCCCGUGACCGAGGCCUCGGAUGCCCGUGACAACGGCACGGGGGCACGGGAGUUCCCGGCGAGGCCCUCAGAAGUCGCGGACCCCCCUGGGGACAACAACAAGGAGGGCCGCCCUGGGGAGGAAGACGACGGCUCCGGCGUGUCGGAGGGACGCCAACGGCCUCAAGAGGGUGAGACGACACUCCGACAGAGACCCGGGGCGUGGAUGAGCCUGUGAAGCUUUGCCACUGCACCCAACACAAGCACUUAUAGUAUAUGCUCAAUGUUAACACAAAUAUAAUGGAGGUUUCGGGUUUUAAGCUAACAAACUACUGCGUAUUGUCCUGUGUUGAGUCCUUGGCCUAGUUGUAACUUUGACUUCUUCUCUGUUGUCUUCUCUGCAUAUUGUCCACAGCACUUCUAAAGUCUGAUGUUUUACCAUCGGUGUUGUUAUAAUGCCCGUAUCAGAAGAUACUACAUUCCAGCUCUGCCGUGUCUAACAGAAUAUGAACUAACCCUUCAGAGGUCCGUUGAACUGUGAGGUGGCAUUUUCUCACAUCACGGCCAGCGUUCAAUAGCUGAAUGCAGACAUCCUGACACUCCCACGAUAACUCAAGUAGACGUGUCUUUAUUGCCGGUUCAUACAUCCGUGCACAGGAUUCUGUUUUUGAAUGUAGCCCCCCCCCACGUACUUGUUACAGAAUUGAUAUAGUUUAGAGACUUCCUAGAAUGUUUCACACCCUUUUUAAAGGUCCCAGAUAAGCAAGCCUCGUGAUACUCUUUCACAGAGUCUCUUUCAGAGCAAUUUGAUUUGGAAAAUGUGCCCAAAAUCCUGUCUUUGUUUUUAAUUGCUUACCGUACAACGUAUGUGAAGCCUGAGGGACACAAGACAUUUAUUUUACUUGUUCAUUCAGAGACGUUCUGUCUCAGUUUCUUGAGUGAUUUUACAGCUCGUUCAUACUUGGUUAAAGCUGGGAUCCUUUGACAAAGGAGGUCUUCAUUCCACCAUCACUAUUUCUUUGUCUUCACUAUCUGUUACAGUGCAGCUUAUACACUGCAAUUUAAUGUCGAGAAAGUUUUAUUUAUUUAGUUUUCAACAAAAGCACCAAUAUUUUAGAUGUGUCUUUUUAAGUUGUAUCUAACAUUACGGAACGGUAUAAGAAGGAUAAAUAAAGUUACUGUUUCAAAAUCGUGGUCGUUAAAGCUGUUGAAGAAGAUUCAUGAGUUGUUGGAAUUAAGAACUGCCUACAAGUAUUUAUCCUGCACUCCGGGGGAGCCAAGGGUUUAAGCCUUAAGGGAGUUUAUGUAAGAGUUUUGCAGGCGACAUAGAAUUCUGUACCAAAGAGAUAUGUUAUAUAUGAUGCAUUUGUUUGAUGUCAUGGAAAUAUCCUUUUCAAAUGCCUCAAAAUGAUUUUAAUAGGUGUUAUUUAUGUGUUGAACAAAUGAAAUAAACAUGCAGUGGCUCUCUUCCCAUGA